AUGCACACCGUUCAGGCUCUCUGUGGGGUGGGGCGCAUGUGUUCCUCCCUCCUCCCUCCUCCUCCCUCCUCCCUCCUCCCUCCUCCCUCCUCCCUCCUCCCUCCUCCCUCCUCCCUCUCUCUUGCCGUCACCUUCCGUCCACUUCCCUUUGGUCAUUCGCUUGCGGUUUCUCAUUCCAUGCAGAGAGAGAAGAUGAUUCAAAGGACAAGGGAGCGUCAUGAGCAAAUGGCAGCAGCAGCAGCAGUUGCUGCUGUAGCUGCUGCUGCUGCUGCUGCUGCUGCUGCUACCAACAACCACAUGGCACCGCACUCCACUCCUGCGGGCCCCCUUGCACCUCCUGCUACAGCCGGCCCUCCCAGCAGCACACACCCAGGCGCAUCUGUAGCAGGACCAGCAACAGCCGGAGCAGUAGCCUUGGGAUCAGAAGCAGGCUCGGGAACAGGCUUGAGAGCAGGCUCGGCCGGGCCUGGGUCUGUGCAAGGAGGGUUGGGAGCAGGGACGGCAGGAGGUGUGGCAAGGGAAGGUGGGGGGAUGGUAGCUGGGACUGGGGUGGGUGGGUCUGGGGGAGGUACAGCUGCCAGUGCAGCUGGCCUAGGGAAUGGGGCGGGCACUAGGGGAGUGGGUGUUGGGGCAGGGGGGUUGGCGUUCCACACCUCUCCGUACCCCAUACCUCGUCCCCCAGUUUCUCCUGUCCCUCCGAAGCUAGAGCCUGGGGUCGGAUACCCUGCCGGACCUGCAGCUGUGCCUCACCCAUCUGGUCCCCACGCCGCUUAUGUAGGCUCGGUGCCGCUCCAGGCUGGGGCUCCGAGCCCACAUGUAGGUUCGGCAGGGGCAGGUCUGGGAGUGGGUAUGGAUGGGAAGGGGGAGGGGGUUUCUGCAGGUGCUAUUGUAGGGCAAAUCCCAUCAGGCACUGGCGUGGCUGGUGUGACUGCUACUACCGCAGUAGUGGGAGAGGCAGCAUCAGCAGGUGUAGCUGCAUCGUUGCCAGCAGCAGCAGCAGCAGCAGCAGCAGGAGCGGCGGCAGUGGGUGCUGCGGUUCCAGCUAAUGCUGCUUCUGGUGCUGGUGGUGGUGGUGCUGGUGGUGGUGCUGGUGGUGCAGGGGCAGUGGCAGCGGCUGCUGGUACUCCUGGGGGCCGGCCGUUGACCAAGUAUGAGAAGGCUAAGCUGAGGAAAGAGGCGAAGAAGCGAGAGGAGGAGGCGAAGAGGAAGGCUGAAGAGGAGGAGAAGAAGCAGAUUGCUGCUGGGGGGGCGCCUGACGCUGCUGCUGCUUCUGGUGCUGCUGGUGCAACCAGUGCUGCUGCUGCUGGUGGUGCUUCUGCUGCUGGUGGUGGUGCUGCUCCUGGCACAACUGCCGCAGCCAACCAGGAGCAGCAGGUGCAGGGACAGGCGCACCGCCACCAGCUAAGCCUUCCACAGCAGCAGCAGCAGCACCAGGCUCUCAAGCCACUCAGCCACCCGGCAGCAAGCACCCAGCAGAGGCAUCCGCGCCAGGACAACCCCCUCCGUGAGUUCUUGGCUUACUCUUACAAGAAGCCCAAGCCAGACAAUGACGGGAUAGAGCAGCUUAAUGAUGUCACAGCAGUCAGCGGGGUGAACCUGAGGGAGGAGGAAGAGCAGCUGUUGGCGAUGGCGGUGGCGGGGGAUGCGCAGCAGAAGGUGCAGGGGGAGGCAUGGCGGCGAAUGGCGAAGGAGGAGGAACAGAGACUGCUGAUGGACCGGCCGCUGCUGCGUGCCGUGGUGGGGCGGAUAGUGGGCUGCUGGUUCUGGUUGGGAGGAGGAGCAACGGCUGCUGAUGGACCGGCCGCUGCUGCGUGCCGUGGUGGGGUGGAUAGCAUAGCAGCAGCAGAAGGUGCAGGGGGAGGCAUGGCGGCGCAUGACGAGGGAGGAGGAGCAGUGGCUGUUGAUGGAUCGACCACUGCUGCACGCCGUGGUCGCGUGGAUAGGUGCGUGCGUGGGUAA
Messenger RNA from Closterium sp. Naga37s-1, 1959 nucleotides. The record is from the annotation of a GenBank genome assembly. Lineage: Eukaryota; Viridiplantae; Streptophyta; Zygnematophyceae; Desmidiales; Closteriaceae.